CGCCGAAAGGAUUAUUCCUCUCCAAACACCGUGAGUAACGCCAUCAGAUUGGAACUUCGUGGACCUGGACAACUAUUUGGCUACCGCACGAUGUGGCAGGUACUUAAACAAAAGUACAAUCUUCGAGUGAAGAGAGAUGAUGUGAUGAAUUUGCUCCGGGAGCUUAAUCCUCGAGGGUGUGAGAGCAGAACACGCAGAAGGUUUACAAGAAGAACCUACCACUCAAUGGGACCUAACUAUAUGUGGCACGCAGAUGGUUAUGAUAAACUUAAGCCAUUCGGUUUGGCCAUUUCGGGAUGCAUAGAUGGAUUUUCACGUAAAGUACUGUGGCUUGAAUGUGGACCAACAAAUAAUAACCCAACGGUGAUUGCUCACUAUUUCAUGUCAUGUGUGCAAAACCUCGGUGUCAUCCCCAUGAGACUGAGGACUGAUUGCGGCACUGAGAACGGCAUAAUGGCUGCAAUUCAAUGUACCCUACGCCACCAUCACAGUGACUACUACUCUGGAGCGUCCAGCCACAUGUACGGCUCAUCUAUAAAUAACCAGCGUAUUGAGUCCUGGUGGUCUAUAUUUAGAAAGGGGAGGUCUCAGUUCUGGAUGGAGUUAUUUACGGACCUUAGAGAUGCCGGAUACUUUAACGGGAGUCAUGAGCAUCAGUGUCUCUUGAGAUACUGCUUCGGUGAGGUUAUUCAGAAGGACUUAGAUGAGUGUGUGAGACUGUGGAACAGUCACAGGAUUCGCCCUUCCAGAACAGCAGCAUGUCCAGGAGGAGUGCCCAAUGAACUCUACUACUUACCACACAGGUUUGGUUCCAGAGACUGUGCAUUUCCAAUUCAACAGGCUGAAUUGGAUGCCCUUCCUGAGGCUAGCCUGUUCAUUACUCCUUUGGGGACCCAAACAUGCAGGAGUACUUGGACUUUGCCAUGGACCACAAUCAGUUACUGA
This is a messenger RNA of Etheostoma spectabile (orangethroat darter), 945 nucleotides long. RefSeq lists its product as uncharacterized. The transcript has 3 exons. Lineage: Eukaryota; Metazoa; Chordata; Actinopteri; Perciformes; Percidae. The coding region runs from base 91 to 945 and encodes 284 amino acids. The record is from RefSeq and is a predicted model, not a curated record.